This is a messenger RNA of Labrus bergylta (ballan wrasse), 5483 nucleotides long. Its product is annotated as protein mono-ADP-ribosyltransferase PARP14. The record is from RefSeq and is a predicted model, not a curated record. Gene Ontology annotation, molecular function: GTP binding. Lineage: Eukaryota; Metazoa; Chordata; Actinopteri; Labriformes; Labridae.
CCUACAGUUUCAGACACAUUGAACACACUGCCUCUAAGAUCGGACGCCCCAUGUUUUGCUUCCUUCGGCUUUGCGAACGAGCCGAACUAUGGCUGAUAUUUACCCAUAUCCCGUUUUCUUUGAGUGCCAGAGCCACCUGCUCGACAAGAAGAGGAUAGAAACGCAUUUCCGUGUUCGCCGCAGAUCAGGCGGGGGGGACUGUGGACCACUGAGGCGAGAGACUGACACAAUCUACAGCGUUGCUUUCACAAAUCAGGAAGAUCAGCAGGCAGUCCUGCAGAGAUCUGAGCACGUCGUUGAGCUUAAAGAUGGUGAAGUAGUGAUCACUGUCCGAGGCAACCUCGAACCUCACGCCUCUACUGUCAAAACGUCAGCCCAACCCCGGGAUUCAACAGCUCCAGUACAGAGCCCACUGGUCAAUCCUGCCUCAACUCCUCCAUCAAGUGGUGAAGACUAUGAAUUACAACUUAAUAUGUACCUCCUCCAUUACCUAAAGGAACACCCACAAGCUUGGAAAGAACUAGAGAAAGAACUCACCUCUGUUUCCUGCUCUGCCCAGCUUUACCCAGAGGAGGGUAGGGUGUUAGUCAUGAGUUUAGCUCAACCUGGUGUUGAAGGUGGUGUAAAAAACUGGAGAGCUGAAGUAGACAGAGUCUUUGAUGACUACAUGAUUCACUACGAGGUUGAACCUGUCAGAGUUAGAGCUUUGCUUCGGUCCUGCAGCUCCCCUCAGACCACAGAUGAGGUAAAGGUUUACAGCGAGGGUGGGAUGGCUGUUGUUGUUGGGAAGCGUUCGCAGGUGAGUGCCAUGUUGAUGGAUUUAGAAGAAAAGUCAAGUGUUAGUGAGAAACAAACCAGACUUAUACAGCUCGGUAAGGCCAAACUUGCCCUCCUCUGGAAAGAGAUUGAGAACAGCUUGGGACAAGAUUAUCCAGAAGUGAAGGUCACCCGAGGAGAUGAAGGUCAGAUAGUUUUGGAGGGAACCAUGGAGGAAAUUGUCAAGGCUGGAGAUUUAAUCUCAAAUAUUGGGACAUUGGUAUUAGAGAGGACAGUUUCUGAUGUAAGCCCACACUUUUUGGCCUUCCUGAGGGAAACCUAUGGUGGUCCAGGGUUGCUAUCUGAGUUUUUAGGGGUUGGCGACAAGGUGGAAAUAGAGUUAAGAGAUGCACAACUAUGUUUCUUUGCCCUUUCUACUGAUAAACUGGAUGACACAGAAAAAAAACUUACAGAAAUAUUCAAGGAAGUCAUUAUUGAUAUUUCUGACUGCUCUGUUGCGCUACCCGAGCUUUGGGAAAAGCUUGAGUGCAAGACAAAGGAGAUGAACCAAAUGCAAUGUAGGGCCGAAGCUGUGUUUGGCUCAGAUAACAAAUUGUGCUUAUUGGGCCACACCAAAGAAGUUGAAUUACUCAGUGAAGUUGUCAAACAGUUUGUUUUGGACCAUUCGAAUGUGCAAAGCGUAAUCCAUCUGCCAUUUCCAGAACUAGCACAAGACUUGCCAGAACUACUGCAGCUGCACAAUGUAGACUCUUUAGGGGUUACUAUAAACCUUUUAACAACUUUCUCUGGGCCCGUGGUUGCGCUGGAAGGUCCACCUGGCAAAGUGAGGGAGGUCAGUAACUGGCUAUGUCUACAUUUGGACUCCCUUGAUCUGGACAGAGUCACUACUGAUGAGAACGGGUCAGCAAGAUAUUCCCGAAGCCCCCCUUGGAAAGGCGAACCCCAAUGUGUUGCGGAGAAUCUGUCAUUGUUGUGCUUGAAUGAAGUAAACACAACCGUUGCGACUUACCACCUUCAUGGAGGGCUUCAAGUGCUGGUGUGUCAAGGUGACAUUACCAAACAGGAUGCUGACGCCCUUGUGAAUGCUGCCAAUGAAGAUUUGAACCACUGUGGAGGGGUUGCGGCUGCACUGAGCAAAGCGGGUGGCCCUGAAGUUCAGCGUGAGAGCAGCUCCUUAGUUGAGACUAUUGGGAAAUUACCCACAGGUGAAGUGGUAGUCACUACAGGUGGAAACUUAAACUGCAAGGUAUUGCUGCAUGCUGUUGGACCAGUAGGUGGACAAUGCGGUGGAAAAGAAAGGGUGUUGCUGGGAAAAACUGUCCACUCUGCUCUGAAUUUGUCAGAAAUGAUGGAGUUCCAGUCCAUAGCCAUGCCUUGUAUCAGCUCAGGGAAUUUCGGUGUCCCUGUUAAUGUGUGUUCACAGGCGAUUGUAACGGCUGUUAAAGAGUUUGGAAGUCAAGGAGGGCGUAGUCUAAGACAAAUCAUUCUGAUUGAUAACAGAGAGGAGGUGGUUAGGGUAAUGCACGAAACAUGUGACAAUCUUCUCCAAGGGGUAACUACUGGAAAAAGUGCACCAAGUGAAAUUGGGUUUCCAAUGGAGGCUUCUGUCCAAGACGAGGAUAGGGCUCUUGUCCGUGUGGAGAUCACUCAGGGUACCAUAGAGACACAGCAGGUUGAUGCAGUGGUGUCCCCAAUGGUCGGCCCCAAUAUUCAGACCACUCGUGUAGGAAACACUUUGUUCAAAAUGGUUGGGCCUCAGCUGACUGCGAUGUUCAGAGAGGAAAGAGGAGAAGAAACUCUGGCUGGUGACACAGUCCUGUUGGAGGGCCUGUCUGCACUUCCAUCUAAUGCCGUCUUCUUCCUCAACCUCGCUCCCUGGGAUUUUGACCAAGAAGGAACUGCUGCUCAGGCUCUGAGAAUGGGCAUCAAGCAAAUCCUUACUACUUGUGACAGUAGAAGGUUUGCUUCUGUUGCUCUCCCUGUACUCGGGGCUGGGAUUGCUCUGAAAUUUCCUGACAGCUUGGUAGCAAGGAUUCUACUGGAAGAGGUUCACGCUUUUGAACAAGAGCGAGCCAGCAGAACACCAUUCACUGUCUGGAUUGUCAUCCACCCAAAUGAGGAAAAGGUUACUGAGGUCUUCAAGUCUGUCCAGGAAGAUUUCCAACUCAAAGAAACCAAAAGCAAAGUUCAACAUCCACACCAAGAGUCUGCUACGAAAAGGAUUGUGCUGCUUGGAAAAACCGGAUCUGGAAAGAGCAACCUAGCGAACACCAUAUUUGGAGAGAAGUUGUUCACCACAAACCACACCCCUAACUCUGGAACAAGACAAUGUCAAGCAGAAACCAACUCUGUCAAUGGCAGAAGCAUCACAUUGAUUGACACUCCAGGUUUCUUCGAUGCUGGAAGGCCUGAGGAGGAUAUGAAGCCUGAGAUAGUGAGGUGUAUCACAGAGUGCGCUCCUGGGCCCCAUGCAUUUGUCAUUGUGCUAAAAGUGGAGAAGUUCACUGAGCAGGAGCAGGCUGUGAUCACAAAAAUAUGCCAAUAUUUCUCUGAAGAUGCUCUUAAAUAUGCUGUCAUUGUGUUUACACAUGGCGACCAGCUCCCUAAAGGGGUGAAAAUCGAGGACUUUGUAAGUCAGAAUAGAGAUCUGAGUGAUCUGGUGAAGAAGUGCGGUGGAAGGUGUCACGUCAUAGAUAAUAAAUACUGGAAGAACAAAGUUCAGAAUAACUACAGGAGCAACCAGCUUCAGGUAGAGGAGCUACUGAAGACAAUAGACGAGAUGGUGAUGGAAAACAACGGAGACUUCUAUGUCAACAAGAUGUUUCAGGAAGUAGAGAAAGAAAUACAGAAAGAGGAAGCGCACAUUAGACAGUCUUGGGGUGACAUGCCAGUCGUGGAGAUCAGAAAAGAAGCAAAAAGCAGAGUGUCUGAGAAGUUUUUGAUAGAACUGGCUGGCACUGCAACGGGAGCGUUGAUGGGUGCUUUGUUUGGCGUGGCUGCAAUGGUUGGAUUAGUUAUCACAGCUCUGCGAAACUGUCAGUCUUUUAUAAGUGUCAUGAAAAGAAGGCCAGCAGUAGGAGGUGCAGCUGCAGCAGCUGCAGGAGGAGUAGAAGCAGCAGGUAUGACUGCUGCGGGGGUGUUGGUUGGUGUGACUGCACUGGGCAUGACUGCAACAGGUGCAGUUAUUGGUGGAGUUAUUGGACGUGAAGCAUCUGAGGGAGCAGAAACAGUGAAGGAUGCAAUUGACAGAGCAGCCAAUAGUGUUAUCAACAAAGGAAAAUAUGCCUUAAAGCUGCAAUAAUUGGGCGCUUUGCAAAUUUUAUUCUGUACACAUCCCCUUUUUUGCUCUGUUUUAAUCUCCAACUCAACAGGAGCUUUCAAGAGCUUUCUUUAACACUUUUCACGCAUUAUCUCGUAAAAAAUUCAAGACAUUUUUAGCACAGCCUGUCCUUGAAAAAAAAAAAAGUCAAUGCGGAUGUCACAGGAUAAUAUUUACAACAUAUCCAAAAACAACAGAGCCCAACCCUGUGUUGUUGUGUAGUUUUAUGUGUUUAAAGUAUCAAAGAAAGAGUGUGAAGAAAUAAAGGCGUAUGAAGCAGAUUUUACAACAAAAAUCGCACUUGUUGCUCUCUGCUUGCGCGAUAUCAACGUCCGACUUCACAACGACAUUUUAAGGAGAGGCUUGCAGGAAAAAGAAUUUGAGAAAAAAAAAUUGCAACUCACCCUGUAAAUUUCAGAAAAUGUUCAUGAGUUUUGUGCAUGUGUAAAGAGGCUACAUGUGUCUCUUGUAUUUGGUGCUGGGCAGGUAGCUUACAGUGUUUUUUUUUUUUGUUUUUUUUUAAAUGAAGACGUCAUGGUGAGGUUAGAAACCGGGUGGAUAAGAGUUUGCUGGCUUGGAAUGGAAACACUAAUGCUUAAAGAAGCGAAAAAGGAUCCGUAGAGCUGAAGAGAUGUGCAGUCUGGCGAUAAGACUGUGUGAUAUAAUAAAAACAAAUGUGAAAUGUAGUGCAACUUUAAGGGGAGAGGGACUAUCAAUCAGUCAAUCAUUAUUUAUAUAGUGCCAAUUCUUAACACAUUUUUAUCUCGAGAUGCUGAGCCGGUAAUAGACUUUACUCAUUUUGGUAUGGGGGAGAUGGAGAUGGACUGUAAAAAAAAACAAAGUGGAGGGAAAUAAUCAAUCUGAAAAAGUGUGUGAAACAGUUACUAUUAUCUGUAAGAAGCCGUCUUUAUAUAUUGUUAUUGUAUGAAAUUAAAUGUAUUUAUAUAAUUGACUGGAGGGAUUUGAUUACCUUAGUGGUGGUUGGAUUAUUGAUUUCAUAACUUUAAUUUUCAACACUGAUUAUUUUAGUAUUUUAUGCUAAUGUUUGAUCAGUUUUCAACAAUAAAAUCAUUGCGCACUAGUUUUCUGAGUAGUGUAUUUUGUUAUAUUAUGGGUGUAACUGGUUUACACCUCUUGACUGUUUGAUUUCUAUUCUUACACUGACAUUACAUGCUUUGGUCAACAGGGGGCGCCAUAAAGCAAGCUUUCCACAUGCUAGUGAGGUCAAAGUGAAGUCACAGAGUUGAUAUGUAUGUCAAAGCUGUUUAGUACAUGACUCUUUGCAGGUUGUUUGGUAUUAGAACUUUCAGUCCUGGAAAUGAACAAGAUCUACAAAUAAGAUCAUUUUUGAUUUGAUGAAGGGAAUAAAGUUGAUUUUUAAACUAUC